Osmia bicornis bicornis is the source of this 4250-nucleotide messenger RNA. RefSeq names its product gem-associated protein 5-like (gene rig). The transcript has 16 exons. The record is from RefSeq and is a predicted model, not a curated record. Bases 117 to 4091 code for a protein of 1324 amino acids. NCBI's taxonomy places the organism in Eukaryota, Metazoa, Arthropoda, Insecta, Hymenoptera, Megachilidae. Gene Ontology annotation, molecular function: protein binding.
UGCAUUCAUAAACGUACAUAUUAUAUAUACUGUUGAAACUGGCAAAGUUUGUAAUUUCAGAUUUUGAUUAAUAAAAGUGAAGAAAAUAACGAUAAAUAUAAGAAAUUCACACAGAAAUGAAUGAAACAACCCUGCCUCCUUCACCAAACUGGUACCUCAGUAAUAUCCUUGCUUGUUCUUUUAAUGGAACCAUUGCAUGGGGUGCUAGAAAUACAAUUGUUAUUAUUAAGCCUGAUGAAAAUGAAAAGGCCUUACAAUAUUCUAUUAUUAAACAUGCUCACAAAACUAAAGUGACUUGCCUUGCUUUUACUACUCAGUUUGAGGAAGUAGAUGCUCAUUUAAUAGCUUCUACAGGAGAUGACAAUGUCAUUAAAAUAUGGAAUUCAAACACAUUGUCUAUAGUUUCUACUUAUCUUUUAAAAUCUGAUACACAAGCAAUUGGUGUAGAUUGGUCGUACAAAGACCCGUAUGUUACAUACUCAGCAAGUUCUGAUGGUUGCGUAUUAUCAUGGAACAGUUAUUUUGAUACUGUUUCUAUAAUUUCAUUAGGAAAAGUAACACCUACUUGUCUGUCUUCUUGUCCACAUGAUCCACACCUUGCAGCUAUAGGUUCUAAAAGUGGUUUGGUUUACAUCAUUAGUUUCCAAGGGAAGGGAAAGGUAAUUUACAAACUGAGAGGCCAUGAUGAAGAAAUAGUUAGUCUAUCGUGGUGCCCUGUAGAAAAUAAUGUUAUAAGUGGAAAUUCGAAUAGAGAUUUACUGUUAGCUUCAGGGGGAAAAGACAGGUCAGUUUUUAUCUGGAAAGCUGGUGGAGAUGGACGUUAUGAAAUGAAAAUUUCACUACCUAUGUCGCCCCUUGAUUCUCAUCACCACAGAAGUAAAUCAAAUUCAUCUGUAGGUAAUUGGACUGUAGUUCAUUGGAUAGAGCCUAAACUAUUACUUACAAAUUCAAACUGGGGUGAAUUAAUUUCUUGGGACUUAUCAACGAUAUCCAAGCACAAACCUCUCUGCAAGUUAAUACAUGCACGUCAUGGCACAGGAUUAUUUUCUAUUGCACGCAUGCCGAUUGUUGAGGAAAAUUUAGUAGAGAAUUGGAGGACGAAACGCAGGCAUAUAAUUUGGACUGUGGCACAGGAUCGCAGAGUUAUUUGUUGUAACAUAAACGAAAAUAAUGUUGAAAUAAUGCAUGAUAUUUACACACAAGGUGGCUAUGUUUACUGCAUUGCUGCUUGCCCUUUAGACACUUCGCGUGUUGCAUUCGGAGCUGGAGAUGCAAUGUUACGAUUAUGGAAUUUGUCCGAAACACAUAGUACUACUUUUGAUAUUACCGCUUUCUGGCAAAAAAUUAAAGGAAAAAUUCGCGCGAUAUCAUGGCAUCCUGAAAAGGAAAAUUUAUUAGCAUAUGCAACUGAAGAAGGACGAAUUGGAAUGUUUAACACAAAUAGUAACAAACCUCCCACUUUGUUGAGACAGUAUCAUAGAAAUGUAGUGUAUUCUAUUGGUUGGGGAGCAAAUCCAGAUAAUAAACAGCAUGUUUUAUAUUCAUGUGCGGAAGGAGAGCUUGUAUAUUAUGAUGUAGAAAAGCCAAAUCAAGAACCUAUGUCUGUGUUAAAAAAGGAAUGUACAGAAUUUUCUUGGAAGCCAGAUUUGUCUUGCUUGGCUGUAGGAUUUGAAAAUGGAUUAAUUUCGUUUCUUAAUCGCAAAUUUGAAACGUUUGGGACUACUAAAUUUUCUUCAAAUAUGCUACACUGCUUAGUGUGGCAUCCCGAUAGUACUACAACAGAUUUGACAUUUUCUCCUUUGAAAAAUUAUCUAGCCGCUGCUUUUGAGUCAUCUACAAUAGUUAUCUUUGACUUGUCUAAUUUAAUGGAUCAUUUUACAAAAUUGCAAGAGUCAAGUGAUAAUGAUCAAGUAAACACUGAUACUUAUAAAGUGAACGAAGUUGUAUGUACUCUAACUGGACACACUAAAAAUGUUGUUUGUUUGGCAUGGAGUCCAUACAUUAGUGGAUAUUUGAUAUCUGGUAGCUACGAUGGAACUGCACAGGUAUGGAAUGUUGAAACACAAGAAUUAAUAGCUACUUACAAAGGGCACGGUGGACCAGUACUGUGUUGUAUGUGGAGUCCACUAAGCUCUAAUUUUAUUAUAACAGGCUCUGCAGAUUUUACAGUACGAAUAUGGAAAAUUGAUCAUAAUUUGCCACAAGAGCCGGUGCAACAAAAAACGUCGAAGAAAAGUGAAAAGAAACACGAGAAAGUAAAUAAAGUUACUAAUGUUUCAGUUCAAGAUAGCUUAACAAAUUUAACGAAUGCUGUGUCAGAAUGUUCAAUUUCAGAUACUUCCCAAACAGUACAAAAAUCAAAGAUAGUGGUAGUAAAAGAAGUAAAAAGAAAAAAAUCUGAACGAACGGCAUACUUUACGAAAAAUAUUAAUACAAUGAGUAACAAAACGCUUUUGCUUGAUUCUCUUCUAAACAUUGUGAAGAAUAUGAAAGGCGGACAAAAUCAGAAUGUUGAAGAAAAUCAGAAAGACGAUUCUUAUUACAUGAUACCGUUAUUAUUUUCAACGCAAGAAGAUUUUCUGCCAUUUUUGAAUAGUGAAAAACAGGGUCACGUUGAAAAAAACAGAUACGACCUAGUCACACAAAUGGACAUGUGGUCUGAUAAUCUUAAGCAAAACUUGGAAGAAGCUGCUAAAGAAAAACGUGUCAAUGACUAUUUGGUUUCACUUUCGGCUAGUCUUUCCAUGAAAACUUGGAGGGAAAUGUGUGAACUAUAUGCACAUCAAUUGAUAACUGAAGGCAACCCUUAUAAAGCAGUAUCGUAUUUACUCUGUAUUCAUAAAACGUAUAAAGCCGUAGAAGUAUUUCAAGAUGCAAAUUUAUAUAAGGAAGCAUACGCUCUUGGAAGAUGUAAACUUGAAACCGAUGAUCCAGUUCUAACAAACGUGUUGAGAAAUUGGGCAAAAUAUAGUGUAAAUGUAGGUAAUUUUGAAGAUGCAGCUUUCAUUUAUGCCAAAUUAGGAGACUUUCCAGAAAUGAUUAAGUAUCUCACACGACGGAAAGAUACGGCCACGUUAAUAACUGCGGCUGAAAUUGCGCUCAUAUGCGAUGAUGAUACUUUGAGUAAAUCUGUAGCAAAACAAGCAAUAAAUGCAGCUUUGGAAAAUUCAGAGUACGAUGUAGCUCGAAAUAUAAUUACAAAAUUUCCGCAUCUCAAGUAUCAAGAAACACAUUUAUUAGUUCUUGAGGAACUCGAGAAAAUAAUUGGGAAAAAUGUGCAUUUUGACAUGAUUCAAACUUGGCUAGAUGGAAAAUCGAAUUAUGGAUUAUUGCAAGCUUUAGAAACUGUUUGCGGAGACUGUAGUUGUUACUAUACCGAUUUAUCUCAAAAUCGGUUCCUUAAUACUUUGACAAAUGAGAAAAUGUUAUGGUUGGCAGUUAGCCAUGAACUUGCGGUUGCAGUAGCUUCUAUUGAAAAAGAACAAAAAUUAAAACACAUUGUUACUGCAUUAUAUACUAUUGCUCAAUUUGAGACAUUAAAUCGGAAAAAUUUCGAAAAUCAGUAUAGUUUUUUGACUGAAAUUGUUAUAAAGUUAGAUGCUAAAAAUCUAAUAGACGAAGAAAGUAUUUAUGCAAAAACCAGUUAUCCUGUAUCAGCUAGUAUGCGAGCUUACUUAUGUUACGCUCUUUUAAAUUGGCUCGUAUACCAUAUAGACGAAGAAAUUCUUAACAGUAAUGUACAGAUUUAUAUCAAUUUGAUAGAAGAUUUACUUGAAGAUGCAUUAAACAAGCAAGCAGUGAAACAAUGGUCAAUACAAUGCGAAAUUAGUAAACUAGAAAAUCAAAUAACUUCAAUUUUAGAUAAAGCACCAGAUGAAGAUAAAGGUAAUGAAGAUACAAAAUCGAUGAUGGAAGAAUUAAAUGCGCUGAAAACUGAAAAGAAACAACUUUUAAGUGAACUGGUUUAUGUGCCAAAUCCUGUUAUGACUUACAGUAAAGCAUAUGAAUUAUACUGCAAAUUAUUGGAUGAAACUCUUAAAGUUAAAUUUUUCGACAUUCUUUCAAAGUCAUGGACAAAUGCUACCUCAUAAGUGAAAUAUUAAACAAUUAUCAAAUUCAUAACGAAGUUAUAUCUUUCCAUUUUUUUUAACAGACUUUAAAUUAAUUUUUUUUACUAGAACAAAGUUCUGAUUAAGAUAGUGCUUAAGUAUGAAUUAAUUAAGGAAAAACAAUGUUUAUUAUAUUUAUUA